Prorocentrum cordatum is the source of this 318-nucleotide messenger RNA. The record is from the annotation of a GenBank genome assembly. Lineage: Eukaryota; Dinophyceae; Prorocentrales; Prorocentraceae.
AUGGCGCUUCCUCUCGCGAGCGGGGCGGAGGUGGCGGCCUGGGGGGCAGCAUCGAGGCGCAGCAGCCGCCCCGCCGAGGGCGGGCCCGCGGGCUGCAGGGGCGAGGCCGUCGAGCCGGAGAGGCCAGUGCGAGCAGCGGAGCAGUGGCUGGGGCGCAGGUGGUCGGGAGAGGGAACACGACUACGCGCAGACGGGCGUCCCACGGCGGCGCACAGCAAGGUGCUGCUGCUGCCCCCAGCAGGUCUCGGCAUCGCUCGGACGUGUGCAUUUUUUCUCGGCGAGAACCAUCGAGGACCAUCCUGGACCAUCGAGCAAUAA